AUGGCUUCUUCACUGCAGGAUGCCUUUCCGGAUGCAGGCGGUGCUGUCUGCAGCACCUUUUUCAGCUCGGUCGACCUGUCUGAAAAGCUGUGGGCGGGCAUUGAACGGCUAGCUGAAGCAGAUGAUAUCACCUUCUGGAUCGUCGUCACGAACCACGACCGAUUGCCAGUGGUCUUGGUGAACGUCAUCACCGCUGUAGACCACGCCCACAGCUCCCACUCGAAGGUGCAGCGCAACGCUGUAACACCAAACGACGAGCAGCGCGUCAUAGAGGUUCUCAUUCGUCUUGCGACUGGUACGGAUCCGUGCUUGCGCCGCCAUGUCGACCCGGCAAGCCUGGCAGCGCGACUGAGUGUCCUCCUGCCGUGGAAGCUGCUCUUUCCGGUGUCCCUGCUGCUGCUUCGUCAUAGCGGCGCUGCCGCCUCUGUCGCCCUCACCUCCCUCAUCCUGCUCAACCCUGGCUACCUUUGUACGCUCAACGUGUUCAUGCCAACCUGGUGGGACAGCGUCAACCGCUUAGCUGUGCGCUGCACGCGUGAGCUUCAGCGCGGCCGCUUUCAGCGCCAACCCGGUGACAUCCUCUCCUCCUUUGAGCAGGUGUAUCGCCUCACCAAGCAACUCUGGGCUGUGGUGCAGUGCGCCCCCUUUCUGUCAGACUACAUGUCCUUGCCGCGGACACUACGAGGGCUGCGGGUCAUUGUCGAUGUGCUGUCACCUGUUCUUCAGCAUUUUAUCAUGGUCUGCGAUGACCUGACACCUCGGCGGCCAAUCCUGAGCCGUGCAAACUCCGUCAUUGUUAAUGCCGCGAUCAACACAUCGUCGGCGUUGGUCUUGUAUCACACUUACACGACACAGGGACCGCAGCGGUCACAGAACUCGGACAGCUACUGCAUUCCACAGCUGAUCAAUCGCACCUACAAUCACUUGCGUGAGCACUUGCGUCAACAUAGCUGCGGCAUUGUUGUGGACACACUACAGGCGUACGGUAAUGGGUCAUUUUUGAGCCUCAUACACUUCCUCUACCCCUCAGGCCGAUUCGCUGACGAUGCGGGUGAGAAGGCGCUAGGGCAGGUAAUGCUCACCCUCACGAAGGACACCUCAGACAGCAACGACUUUGCCGACGCCGCCCGCGGCGCCCGGCAGCGAUUCUUUGAGCUGCUGCUCCUCGAGAUCGUGCGUCAGGGCGUGCACAUUGACGAUCUUCUCGCGCGCCGCCUCGUCACGACGGACGAGGCGGCGAAACUCGGCGCCUCAGAGGACACGAUUACGAGCGCACUGACCAAUCCGCCGGCAGGCAACGCCGUCACUAGCGCCGAGACGGCCGACGGUGGUCCGUUGCCGUCGUCUUCAUCACCCCUGCCUGCCGCAACGAGCACUGUCGACGAUCCUCUCGUCGCCAUGGUGAUGGAGGUGUUCCCCCAAUACAGCGCUGCUGGUAUUCGCGCUGCCUUGAACUUUUACAGCAAUGAUGUGGAGCAAUUUAUCAUGGAUGCGAGUAUGGAGAACCUGCCUCCGCACCUCGUUGGGCCAUUGACGGCAUCUGAACAGUCAGACGCAGAGUUGGCGGCAGAGGAGACCGGGAUGUGGAAACCUCCUGCUGCCGCCGCCGCCAGCGCUCCUGCAGCGCAAUCACCGGCGACGCGUGCCAACCCCUCAACGCACUUGGUGUUAAACGAUUUUGACGACAGUUUUGAGCCUGACGCACUCUACCGCUUUAUGGGCCGUGAUUUGUACGAAAUGCUGACAGGCUCCGACGGUGAUGACGGCUACACCGACGGCUGCGCGAAAGGAAACGAGAUGGACGAGGACGCGGCGUACAAGAUCACCAUAAACGAUCCGCAGGCCUACAUGUCCGACGCCUUUGACAUCGAUGAGGAGGUGAAGGCGAAAAUUCGCAUGCUGAACGAAAUCAUGUACGAAGAUGAGCUGGACGAUGGACAGCAAGAUGUGCACCUUGCAGGGGGUGACAUUAUUGACGACGCCUCCGGCGGUGACAGUGACGACAAUCGAGGCCGCGGGCGAUGGGAACGUGAGCGGCACCGUGGUGGUAGUACUGCAGACAGUCAGGCUCCCAGACACGUGGAUGCGGAGCUAUCGGCCGCCUUCGAGGGACAAGAGCAGGCUCCUGCAAGCGUAGUCGGCCUAGCUUCACCCCAGCAGCAACGGGAACCUCGCGACGAGUAUCACGAUAAACGCUACCAUGAGAAGCGCUCCAAGCAUCGCUUGGAGCGCACGAAACAAAUUCAGUCAGAGCGUACCGAACGUGUCCCUGCGUACGCCAACAAGAAAAAGACCUCGAAGGCAAAGGUUGGAGGUGCGAAGGGCUCUCUUCAGCGCGCUGUGAAGCAGGGAAAGUUUGAUCCCAAUGUCUGA
Messenger RNA from Leishmania braziliensis MHOM/BR/75/M2904, 2373 nucleotides. RefSeq lists its product as hypothetical. Bases 1 to 2373 code for a protein of 790 amino acids. Gene Ontology annotation, molecular function: ubiquitin binding. The record is from RefSeq and is a predicted model, not a curated record. NCBI's taxonomy places the organism in Eukaryota, Euglenozoa, Kinetoplastea, Trypanosomatida, Trypanosomatidae. The transcript has a single exon.